Molecule: messenger RNA, 1870 nt
Organism: Tilletiaria anomala UBC 951
Lineage: Eukaryota; Fungi; Basidiomycota; Exobasidiomycetes; Georgefischeriales; Tilletiariaceae
Product: mannose-6-phosphate isomerase
Exons: 3
Coding region: 388-1791 (467 amino acids)
Biological process (GO): GDP-mannose biosynthetic process; carbohydrate metabolic process
Cellular component (GO): cytosol
Molecular function (GO): mannose-6-phosphate isomerase activity; zinc ion binding
Source: RefSeq, a predicted model, not a curated record
UAUGACGUGGGAGUCGUCGUGCGGUUGUUUAAUUGGAGCUCCGUUCCGACAAGUCGGAGAUACGUAGAGUAUUACAUAAAAGCCCCCAGUGACGUCUAUGAUGUCGAUCCCCGACUACGUCUGACCAUCCGUCUCUUUCUCCUUGACACCCAGCGUUCGAAAAUCGAGGAGAAUAGCCAAAGGGGUCGAUCAAGGACGCUAGAGAAUCAGCAGCGCAGCCCCAGGAGGAACCGUCGUCAUCCCUAAUUCUCUCUCUUGCAAUUGCAUCCGCCAUCGUUCGCGGCCCGCUCGUGACGGUGUCGGAUGUAUCGACUGGCAGAGAAGCUGUCCGUUGACGUAACGCAUUGAGCAGUUCGAGCAUCGUUGAGGUCUCGUCGCGCCGAAAGUAUGACGAGUGCAGGUAGCGAUGCGCAGAGCGGCCCGCUCGGACCCGUCUUUCGAGUCGUGCCUGGCGUGCAGAGCUAUGAUUGGGGCAUCAAGGGCAAGGACGGCAGCUUGGUAGCCAAAUUUGCAUUCGAAGGUGUGGGCGCAAAUUUGCUCGGGCAUGCGUACGACGAUGACAAGCCUUAUGCGGAGCUUUGGAUGGGCACGCACCCAUGCUGUCCGUCUCGCAUCCUCCCUAGGGAGUCAAGUUCGCCCACUUCUUCCGAGCUGGUCUCACUUUCUUCCUAUCUAGCAUCCCACCCUGAUCUGCUCUCCAAAGCGGUCAUUGAACACUACGGUAUUCGCCUAGACAAGGAGCACGCAAGCAAGAACUCCGUUUUGCCGUUCCUUUUCAAAGUUCUCAGCGUUGGAAAGGCACUCAGCAUUCAAGCACAUCCAGACCGGAACCUUGCAAAGCAGCUGCAUCGGCACAAACCGAACCUGUACAAGGAUGACAACCACAAGCCAGAAAUGGCAAUCGCCAUCACCGACUUUUGCGGGUUCUGCGGGUUUCGGCCAUUCGAAGAGGUCGCGCGGUUCGUUACGGAGGUACCAGAGUUCAAGGCGAUCGUCAAUCUAUCCGAAGAGACAAUCAAUAAGGUCAUCACCGCACAACCUGCCGAUGUACCCGAAGACGAACAGAAAAAUCUUCUUUCAAAAAUCUUUAGCGGCUUGAUGAAGGCCCCAGACUGUGAUAUUCAAAAGUACACAACCCAGCUCGUCCAGCGCUACUCUUCCUCCACGUCUGCAGUAUAUUCUUGUGAAGCCGAAGCUUCCAUCCCACGCCUAGUGUUAUCCCUACAUGCCCAAUUCCCGAACGACAUCGGUCUCUUCUGCGCCUUCCUCCUCAACGAGAUCCAUCUGACCCCUGGCCAAGCUCUAUUCCUCGGUGCCAACACACUGCAUGCCUAUUUACACGGCGAGAUUAUCGAGUGCAUGGCGGCAUCAGACAAUGUCGUGCGCGCAGGCUUAACGCCAAAGGCACGUGACGUAAAUACGCUGGUUGAUAUGCUCACAUUUGAAAAUGGGCCGGGGGACCGGCAGCUGAUGCAGUCGCAUAUAUGGGACGGUGGGAAGUUCGGACUGUCGACACUGUACCAGCCGCCAAUUGACGAGUUCAACGUUUUACGGACCGUACUUGGCGGCUGCCAUGGCAAGGAGGAAAGUCACCGCAGCAUUCGCGGUCCUUCUAUCACCAUCGUCACACAGGGUAAGGUCAAGACUACCUGGGAUAUAGAAGGAGCAAAUUCAGGCAGCAUGGAUCUGGUCGAAGGUAACGUCAUUUUCAUUGCUGCCAGUACCACGGUUAACUUUUUGGUUUAUGGCGAGCAGGAGGCCAUCCUGUUCCGCGCUUACGUGGAAGUUUGACGAUCAGUGCAUCAUGGUCUGUAGUUGAUGAGGACUUUGUAUUCUUUACCCGAAAAGUGAGAAAUCUGGUACAUGGAAG